CUAGUUUGUUUUAGCGCCAAAUUGCCGAAGCUUUCUAAAAUCGCGGAGUCGGUUCCUUGCUUGUGGACGAGCUCCGCUCCAGAGUCUUUUCUGGCUGUGCUUCUUUCCUAUUAUCGGUAACUUGUCCAUGGCGGAAGUUCUCAGCCUUUGGUCGAUCCGUUUUGGGAGACCAUUUUUCCUGAACAGCCUCUGGACACUAGGAGGCGUAAUCACGGAAAGAUGGCUCCUUGUCCACCGGUGCAGGAGGACGACAACGAACGAACGCAAUGAAGAUACAUCUUGAAACAAAAUAGAUUUUAGGUUUGUUUAGAUUAGAAUAGCAUCUAAGCUUCGUCUCCUCUUAUUGUUUUGGGGAAAUUGAUUUCAUGGUUUAGGUUUUUCUGUCGCUGAGAAGUGAAGGAUUUGAACGCUGCCUCGUUUUUUGAAUUUGUGUAGAAGAAUUCUCAUGAUUAGUUGAGGUAAAUAAUAAAACGGCUAAGGGGAAGGAAAAUUUUGGAAAUGUCUGAGUCUGAUUCUCCGCCUGUUUCUGAAAAUUCCUCUUCUUCGGACAAUGCGAACUCGGGCGAUUCUUUACCAUCCUCGUUGGGAUCUAGCUCAUCGCCUCCUUCUCAAAACUCUACCUCGUCGCCACCUUCGCCAGCGUCUAGCUCUUCACCGCCUUCAGCAGGGUCUAGAUCAACGCCUCCUUCUCAAAACUCAAGCUCUUCGCCACCUUCGCCAGCGUCUAGCUCUUCACCUCCUUCAGCAGGGUCUAACUCGUCGCCUCCUUCUCAAAACUCUAGCUCUUCGCCGCCUUCAGCAGGGUCUAGCUCUUCGCCACCUUCGCCAGCGUCUAGCUCUUCACCGCCUUCAGCAGGGUCUAGCUCAUCGCCUCCUUCUAAAAACUCUAGCUCUUCGCCACCUUCGCCAGCGUCUAACUCUUCACCGCCUUCAGCAGGGUCUAGCUUGACCUCACCACCCUCAUCGCCUUCUAGCAUAUUGCCUCCACCAUCAAAGCCUAGCUCAUCGUCAACUCCAGGGACUUCUAAUUCAUCAUCUUCUUCACCAUCUCCUCCAUCAUUAAUACCACCCCCGCCUUCACCUCCAAGCCCUAUUCAAUCAGAUUCUCCUUCACAGAGCAAAUCUUCAGAUGGAGAUUCGUCUCCACCCAUUUCAUCAAAAUCUGGCUCUUCUCCUUCACCCCCAAAUUCUAUUGCUUCAGAUGAAUCCUCCUCCUCCUCCUCAUCUUUACCAUCUCCACCUUCGCAGGGUAACCAGAAUGCUGACAAGUCUCCUCCUGGUGGUGAUGUGAAAUCACCAUCAAAACCGUCUCAGCCUAAUUCUUCACAGGGAUCUAUAGAUGGCUCCCCAGCGACGCCUUCUGAUUCCCUUUCUUUGGAUGAAAAACCAACUCAAACCACCCCACACGUGAGUCCUCCUUCGAUAGGAUCAUCCAAUGUUUCUGUUGAUAAAGGAGGUACUUCCACUGGAGCUAUAGUUAGCUUGGUCCUUGUUGGAGUUGCGAUUACAUUGGUGACUAUUUUCUUUGUGAUCUCAAGGAGGAAGAAGAAAAGAUUGGAUGCUUUGGUUGAUCACUACCGGCAGCCGCCUAGCUUUUCUGUUAAGUCAGAUAAUUAUUACCAUAGAAAUGAAAACCCCAUGGGGCAUCCCAACUUUUCAGAACAACAUUAUGGAUCUCCACCACAAUUAUCGAAUACCUCUGGCUUGUAUGGCAGUCAGCGGAGACAAGACUAUUACUCGCAGCCAGACCCAUCUGGCAGUAAGUCAUGGUUCAACUAUGAAGAGCUGAUGGGAAUAACAAAUGGGUUUUCUCAUGAAAAUCUCAUUGGUGAAGGUGGUUUUGGGUGUGUAUACAAGGGUGCCCUUCCUGAUGGGAAAUGCGUUGCAGUGAAACAGCUCAAAGCAGGCGGUGGUCAAGGAGAGAGAGAAUUUAGAGCAGAGGUUGAGAUCAUUAGUCGUGUUCACCAUCGUCAUUUGGUUUCUCUUGUGGGUUAUAGCAUAUUUGAAACUCAGCGAUUGCUUGUUUAUGAAUUUGUUCCGAAUAAAACUCUGGAGCAUCAUUUACAUGGAAAGUGGCUGCCUGUUAUGGACUGGCCAAAAAGGCUAAAGAUUGCAAUUGGUUCAGCCAAAGGAUUGGCAUACUUGCAUGAAGACUGCCACCCUCGAAUCAUCCACAGGGACAUUAAAUCUGCUAACAUUCUUAUAGAUAAUGAUUGGGAAGCACAGGUUGCUGAUUUUGGCCUUGCAAAACUUUCAAAUGAUACUCAUACGCAUGUGUCUACUCGUGUCAUGGGAACCUUUGGAUACUUGGCCCCAGAGUAUGCAUCAAGUGGAAAGUUGACUGAUAGAUCCGAUGUUUUCUCCUUUGGUGUUGUACUACUAGAACUUAUAACUGGACGUAAGCCAGUUGAUGCUAGUCAACCAAUGGGGGAUGAGAGCUUGGUUGAAUGGGCUCGGCCUCUCCUUGUUCAUGCCCUUGAAACUGGAAACUGUGAUCAACUAGUCGACCAAAGACUUGAGAAUUGCUAUGCAAAGAAUGAGAUGUUCCGAAUGAUUGAAGCGGCUGCUGCAUGUGUUCGACAUUCUGCUCCUAAACGACCUCGUAUGGUUCAGGUUUUGAGGGCCCUGGACAGUGAAGGAGAUAUGGAAGACCUCAGCAACGGCAUGAAAUUUGGUCAGAGUCAAGUUUAUGAUUCCGGUCAGCAUUCAGCAGAUAUCCAGAGAUUUCGAAGAACGGCACUAGGAACUGAUGAUUUCACUUCUGAAUACGGAUACUCCAAUGAAUAUGAUCGCCGGAGCUCACCAAACAGCGAAGAGUACCGUAGUCAUAGUCGCGAGUAUCAUCGACGUGUGCCGCAGAAUCGAGAUUUGUCGAACUCACAGAGGUCUGGAGAAAGUUCAGGUGAGUACAGUGGUGAGUCAGAGACUCGUGCUAUGUUUCGCAAACCAGUUGAAAGGAGUGAUGUUGGAAACUAUCGAUAUGGCAGCAGAGGCUUUCCAUGAAUCAGGCAACUGAAGCUAUGCGAGCAGAUGUAGAAGGAAUGGCUUUGUCAGCUUCCAUGAGCCCUGUAACUUCUUGUAGAAAGGUUAGGUGCUGGAGUAGAUUUUUGAUUGUUACUAGAGGAAUUGCAAUCCUGUUCUUUGAGAAGACGACAAAUUGAACCAUGGCCAUUCCUUCUGAUACAAAUUUUUAUCUAUGACAUGAAAUUGCUACUGUUGACUUAUUGCUCGCGUAUACGCAGCUUCUGAUAUACUUCCAGUAACUUGUAUGUAGAGAGCAGCAUUAAAGAAGUGAUAAGAGUCCAAGGCUUGAUUCAGAUCUUUCCACUGUAAUGCAAAAUGAAGCUUUCUUGUCACAAGAUGUACUUGUCGAUAGCAUUUUUUUCAAGAU
Dendrobium catenatum is the source of this 3391-nucleotide messenger RNA. RefSeq names its product proline-rich receptor-like protein kinase PERK13. Gene Ontology annotation, molecular function: protein kinase activity; ATP binding. The record is from RefSeq and is a predicted model, not a curated record. NCBI's taxonomy places the organism in Eukaryota, Viridiplantae, Streptophyta, Magnoliopsida, Asparagales, Orchidaceae. The coding region runs from base 499 to 3003 and encodes 834 amino acids. The transcript has 8 exons. Gene Ontology annotation, biological process: protein phosphorylation.